CGAAGACGUUCAAAAUUGGUGAAAUGUACGCGCAAAUAUUGCAAAAAUUCCAUGAACUGUGUGGUCUAUGAUGUUGAAACUCCAGCAACACCAUUAUCAUCCUCCACUCCACUCACCUCCCUUCUCCCCUCACUAUCUCUCUAUCUCUAAACUACCCAUCAAAUUAUCUCUCCCCUACAAAUACAAUGCCUUUUCAUCUUCAAUUUCUUCCUCCUCUUUCAAACUUGAAUCUUUCAAGGUCUCAAACGUUGUUCCUUCUUUCUGGGGCAAUGAAGAAGAAGAAGAAAGCUUAGAUGAUACUGCUUCUGGGUUUCUCGAUGAUUUGGCCCCUGAUAGUCUCGUUUACCAGAAAACUCUAAGAUUGGUGGAGUGUUCCAUGUUUGCUGCUGUUUCUGGAUUAACUUAUUUGCUCAGCAAUUCUCUUGCUAUUGAGAAUUAUUUUGGAUGUUUUUUUGCAUUACCAAUAGUAAUCUCUUCCAUGCGCUGGGGUGUUGCUGCUGGACGGAAAACAAUGGUAGCAACAGCAGUGCUAUUGCUUGUGCUUUCAGGACCUGUGAAAGCAUUAACCUAUGUGUUAAUGCAUGGAUUACUUGGAUUCACCAUGGGCUCUUUGUGGAGCUUACAAGUGAAUUGGAGGCUUUCAAUAUUUUUGUGCACAUUGGUUCGAGCAAUAGGAGCGUUGGGGUAUGUUCUGACAUCCUCGUUCUUGAUCAGAGAAAACAUACUUGCUUUGAUUACAAUCAAUGUACAUGCUACUCUCACUUUGAUAUCCAACUCAUUAGGAUUUAAUACAGUUCCAUCAAUGAAUACUAUAUAUGGUAUAUUUGGUGUUCUGCUCUUGCUUAAUUGCAGCUUCUUCGUCUUUCUUCUGCACAUUAUUUAUGCCUUGUUCUUGACUAGGCUUGGGAUGAAGGCGUCAUUGGUGUUGCCAAGAUGGUUAAUGAAUGCACUAUAGUACCUAUUACCUGCUGUUUUUGGACUGCUAUCUUGUGACGGUAAGUUGUAGUAUACUAAAUCACUCUACUACACGAGAUCAAUGAUACCAUUUACAAUCAUAUUUAUCUGUAUAGUUUUCUUGAGAAAAGGGUGUCCUAACUUUCCUCAUGUAUUCAGGAAAAAAAAAAGUUCCCUUGGCUUGCUAUGUAUUGUGCAAAGAAUUUUAUCAUUUUAUUUUCUAUACAAUUUGUCAUCAGAUUCGAUUUUUUGUCUGA
This is a messenger RNA of Beta vulgaris subsp. vulgaris (sugar beet), 1211 nucleotides long. RefSeq lists its product as hypothetical. The coding region runs from base 68 to 955 and encodes 295 amino acids. The transcript is spliced from 8 exons. Lineage: Eukaryota; Viridiplantae; Streptophyta; Magnoliopsida; Caryophyllales; Amaranthaceae. The record is from RefSeq and is a predicted model, not a curated record.